This is a messenger RNA of Cornus florida, 2759 nucleotides long. RefSeq names its product nucleobase-ascorbate transporter 12. Gene Ontology annotation, molecular function: transmembrane transporter activity. The record is from RefSeq and is a predicted model, not a curated record. The coding region runs from base 341 to 2443 and encodes 700 amino acids. Gene Ontology annotation, biological process: transmembrane transport. Gene Ontology annotation, cellular component: plasma membrane. The transcript has 10 exons. Lineage: Eukaryota; Viridiplantae; Streptophyta; Magnoliopsida; Cornales; Cornaceae.
UCAACAGCCCUACUCUCAGUCUCUCACUCAACACUCACGCACACGUCUAUUCUCUCCUCCCUCUCUCUCUCUCUCUCUACGCUGCAUUCACACUCAGACCCUUACCCCCCUCUCUCUCUCUCACACACACACACACUUCUCUCUAAGUACAGCUUCUCCUGGGUUGUCCCUCUCUCUCUGUCUCUCAAAUUUUACUGUAGGAUCCCGAGAAACCCUAGACUUCCAUAACUCCUAGUUCUCUCAUUCACCAUUUCUGGAUAGCCCAACCAGAUAUACCGGAUCUGCACACGUUUCUCCACAUCACUUCCAUAGUUCCAUACAACGAUGAAGUUCUAGAAAAAUGGCGAGUUCCGACCCGAAUAGGCGUCCCCGCCCCGGUCCAUGGCCUCCCGCCCCGGAAUCCACGACAAUGCCACCAUCUUCUUGGGCCAAGCGCACCGGUUUCCGCCCCAAAUUUUCUGGCGAGACCAAUGCGAGUGACUCCGGCCAGAUCAUGCCUCCACCCAAGCCCAAAGAGCCCGAUGCUCGGGUGGAUCUUGAAUCGGGCCGACCUAGACCUGCUACGGCGGUGAAUGGUGAGCGGGGGACUGAGAAAUUGCCGCCAGUGCCGCCUGAGAAAGAGAAAGAGAAAGAGCAGACCGUGAAGCGGAGGAGGGAUUCCGACGGAGGAGCGCCAAAUAAUUCAUCCGUGAACGGGCAGGCUGCAACGGCUGAGCCGCCGCCGCCGCCGCCGAGUCGGAGGCCAGUGAGGAACGAGGAGGUUGUGGAUGUGUUGCCUCAAACAGUUGAUGAUGAUGGGUUUGUGUCUCGUCACUCGCAUAUGAAGUAUGAGCUUAGAGAUUCACCUGGUCUUGUUCCCAUUGGUAUAUAUGGUUUUCAACAUUAUGUUUCGAUGUUGGGUUCGUUGAUUCUUAUUCCACUAGUCAUAGUUCCGGCAAUGGGUGGCACUCAUGAGGAUACGUCUAUGGUGGUCUCUACUGUGCUCUUUGUAUCGGGAGUGACAACACUUCUGCAUACAUUCUUUGGCUCGAGGCUGCCCCUAAUACAGGGUCCAUCCUUCAUUUUUCUUGCUCCCGCACUGGCAAUAAUCAAUUCACCUGAGUUCCUGGGACUGAAUGGAAAUAAUUUCAAGCAUAUUAUGAAGCAGCUUCAGGGAGCUAUAAUCAUAUCGUCAGCUUUUCAAGCAAUACUGGGAUACAGUGGAUUGAUGACAGUAUUCUUGAGGUUGAUUAAUCCAGUUGUUGUAGCCCCAACCAUUGCUGCUGUGGGACUUUCUUUCUACAGUUACGGUUUCCCACAAGUUGGUGCGUGUCUUGAGAUUGGUGCAGUACAGAUUUUACUGGUUAUUAUUUUUUCUCUUUACCUUCGUAAAAUUUCUGUUUUCGGUUAUCGCGUGUUUCUGAUAUACGCAGUUCCAUUGAGUCUAGCAAUCACAUGGGCUGCUGCUUUUCUUCUGACCGAAGCAGGAGCCUACAGUUACAAAGGCUGUGAUGUAAAUGUACCAGCGUCAAAUAUAAUAUCCGACCACUGCAGAAGUCAUAUUACCAGGAUGAAGCAUUGUCGAGUUGAUACUUCUCAUGCGUUAAAAUCGUCCCCGUGGUUUAGAUUUCCUUAUCCAUUACAAUGGGGCACACCUGUCUUCCAAUGGAAAAUGGCUCUUGUGAUGUGUGUGGUGUCCUUAAUCUCAUCAGUGGAUUCUGUUGGCUCCUACCAUGCAUCAUCAUUGUUAGUGGCAUCCAGGCCUCCAACUCCAGGUGUUUUAAGUCGAGGAAUUGGUCUUGAAGGUCUUUCCAGUGUAUUGGCAGGUCUCUGGGGGACUGGAACUGGGUCUACGACUCUGACUGAAAAUGUCCACACGAUUGCUGUGACUAAAAUGGGAAGCCGCAGAGCAAUAGAGUUGGGCGCAGGCAUUUUGAUUGUCUUGUCCCUUGUAGGUAAAGUUGGAGGGUUUAUUGCUUCAAUUCCUCAAGUCAUGGUUGCAGCUCUGCUGUGCUUUAUGUGGGCGAUGCUUGCAGCAUUGGGCUUGUCAAACCUACGUUAUAGUGAAGCAGGAAGCUCCAGAAAUAUUAUCAUAGUUGGGUUGUCUUUGUUUUUCUCUCUUUCAGUACCGGCUUACUUUCAGCAGUAUGGCAUCUCUCCAAAUAGCAACUUGUCCGUGCCAAGUUAUUUUCAGCCAUACAUUGUGGCUUCUCAUGGUCCUAUCCAUACCAACUAUGGAGGACUUAACUAUGUCAUGAACACAUUGCUAUCGCUUCACAUGGUGAUUGCAUUCCUAGUAGCUGUAAUCCUGGACAAUACUGUACCAGGCAGUCAGCAGGAACGUGGGGUGUAUGUGUGGUCUGACCCCGAGGCUGCAAGAAGGGAGCCUUCUGUUGCUAAAGACUACGGGUUGCCUUUCAGAGUUGGUCGGGUUUUCAGAUGGGUGAAAUGGGUUGGGCUUUGAGAGAUGAGGUCUUUAGCUGUUGUGCCAAACUACUUCAAAUUCUCAAACUCAUCAAAUGCCAUUUCUGGGGGAGAAGAUAAACGUGUGCUGUGAUUCUAAAUUAAGUCCCAUAGGGUGCAUAUAGUUAAAUGGCAGUCUGUGAACUGUUUUUUGCUUACACGGUGGGGCAUCUUGGGACUAUAGAUCUUGUAGAGAUGAGUUAUCUGUGUACAUUGGAGGAUCCAGUGUGAUCUACUUUGUGUUGUAAUCUUAAUUUGUAAACCUUGUAUGUAAUCUCGAGUCAUUGGAAUGUCAAGACGGACUUUUUUUUUUUUUC